CCAGACUAAGAGGUGUUCCCCACUCGGCAGCCAGACUCCUUGAAACACCCUUUCAAUAAUUCUACCAACGCCUCCAUGUCUCUACUCUGCCGUAACAAAGGCUGUGGGCAGCACUUUGACCCCCAAACCAACCUUCCUGAUUCCUGUUGCCAUCACCCUGGGGUCCCAAUCUUCCAUGAUGCACUUAAGGGUUGGUCCUGCUGCCGGAAGCGAACUGUAGAUUUCUCUGAGUUCUUAAACAUCAAGGGCUGUACUGUGGGACCACACUGUGCUGAGAAGCUCCCUGAGACCCCUCAACCUGAGAGCCCUGCCACAAGCAGUUCACUUCAGGAGCAAAAACCUCCGAAUACGAUUCCAAAGUCAGCAGAGACUUUGCGCCGAGAGAGGCCCAAGUCAGAGUUGCCUCCAAAGCUGCUUCCGCUAAAUAUAUCCCAAGCCCUGGGAAUGGCACUGGAACAGAAGGAAUUAGACCAAGAACCUGGAGCAGGACUUGACAGUAGUCUGAUCCAGACUGGUGCCAGCUGCCAGAACCCAGGAUGUGAUGCUGUUUACCAAGGCCCGGAGAGUGAUGCUACUCCAUGUACCUACCACCCAGGAGCACCUCGAUUCCAUGAGGGGAUGAAAUCUUGGAGUUGUUGUGGUAUCCAGACCCUGGAUUUUGGGGCAUUCCUGGCACAGCCAGGGUGCAGAGUUGGUAGACAUGACUGGGGGAAGCAGCUGCCAGCGUCUUGCCGUCAUGAUUGGCACCAGACAGAUUCCUUAGUAGUGGUGACUGUAUACGGCCAGAUUCCACUUCCUGCGUUCAACUGGGUGAAGGCCAGUCAAACUGAGCUUCAUGUCCACAUUGUCUUUGAUGGUAACCGUGUGUUCCAAGCACAGAUGAAGCUCUGGGGGUAUGGUGUAGCUGAUGUGAAGACUUCAAGUGCUGCAGCCCUUUUGCUACCAAGAAGGGAGUCAGAUUUACAGUGGAGCUCGCACUUUGGAUGACUGAACUGACAGAUGGAAGGAAAUUAGGUCCCUGGUGAUAUUGUUGAUCCACAAAAUCAAACCAAUUUCAGAGCUCACUCAUCCCCUGGAAUUUGCAGUUAUUUGAACUGAUAAAUCCUCUUUAUUUAUUUAUUUAUUUAUUUAGCGGUACGCGGGCCUACUCACUGUUGUGGCCUCUCCCGGUGCGGAGCACAGGCUCAGGACGCGCAGGCUCAGCGGCCAUGGCUCACAGGCCUAGCUGCUCUGCGGCAUGUGGGAUCUUCCCGGACCGGGGCAUGAACCCGUGUCCCCUGCAUCCGCAGGUGGACUCUCAACCACUGUGCCACCAGGGAAGCCCUACAUCCUCUUUAUUGUUUAAGCCUAUUGGAGUUGGGUUUUCUGUUACUUACCA
Lagenorhynchus albirostris (white-beaked dolphin) is the source of this 1378-nucleotide messenger RNA. It is a transcript of the gene ITGB1BP2, whose product is annotated as integrin subunit beta 1 binding protein 2. The record is from RefSeq and is a predicted model, not a curated record. The coding region runs from base 76 to 987 and encodes 303 amino acids. The transcript is spliced from 11 exons. NCBI's taxonomy places the organism in Eukaryota, Metazoa, Chordata, Mammalia, Artiodactyla, Delphinidae.